AUGGAUCAUUUGCUUACAACCCAAGCUGAAUCAAUGGAAAACAUGAACAGUGUAACAGAAUUCAUCCUGCUGGGUCUGACCCAGAAUCCAGAACUGCAGAAAGUCUUAUUUGCUGUGUUUUUAAUCCUCUACUUGAUCACAUUGUCAGGUAACCUGCUCGUCUCAGUCACCAUCUUCAUCAGCCCAGCCCUGGGCUCACCCAUGUACUUUUUUCUGUCCUGUUUGUCCAUUAUAGAUGGUUUAUACUCUUCUUCCAUAGCACCCAAAAUGAUCUUUGACUUGAUCUCUGAGAAGAGCACCAUAUCCUUGAAUGGCUGCAUGACUCAGCUCUUUGCUGAACAUUUCUUUGCUGGAACUGAGAUCAUUGUGUUAAUUGUCAUGGCCUAUGACCGCUAUGUAGCCAUCUGUAAGCCCGUGCACUAUAUGAUCAUCAUGAAGAGACCUGUGUGUGGUUUCCUGGUGGGAAUGGCUGUAGUUUUAGGGUUUCUUCACGGAGGGAUCCAGAUUUUGUUCAUGAUCCAGUUACCAUUCUGUGGCCCCAAUGUCAUUGACCAUUUUAUGUGUGAUAUAAUACCUCUUCUGGAGCUGGCCUGCACAGACACUCACACUUUGGGGCCUCUGAUUGCUGCCAACAGUGGGUCUCUCUGUUUGAUCAUUUUUUCUAUGCUGGUUAUUUCCUAUGUCCUCAUCCUAUGCUCCCUGAGGACACAUAGCUCUGAAGGGCAUCACAAAGCCCUAUCUACUUGUGCCUCUCAUGUCACUGUUGUCAUCUUAUUCUUUGUACCUUGUUCAUUUCUGUACCUAAGACCUGUGACCUCCUUCCCUGCUGACAAAGCUGUGACUGUGUUUUGCACCAUAGGAACUCCUAUGUUGAACCCUUUGAUCUACACCCUCAGAAAUACAGAAAUGAAAAAUGUCAUGAAGAAACUCUGGGGGCAAAUAAUGAAAACCGGAGCUAAAUAA
This is a messenger RNA of Equus quagga, 963 nucleotides long. Its product is annotated as olfactory receptor 4C45-like. Gene Ontology annotation, cellular component: membrane. The transcript has a single exon. Gene Ontology annotation, molecular function: G protein-coupled receptor activity; olfactory receptor activity. Gene Ontology annotation, biological process: G protein-coupled receptor signaling pathway. Lineage: Eukaryota; Metazoa; Chordata; Mammalia; Perissodactyla; Equidae. The record is from RefSeq and is a predicted model, not a curated record. Bases 1 to 963 code for a protein of 320 amino acids.